UAGAGAACAACACAGAGAGACAGAGAGACAGAGGUGUCUCGUCCACACUGAGGUUCAGUCCAAAAACGUCCAGAAGUUUUCUGUUAGCUGACUGUCCUCCUCCAACAUGCUCCGCCUCCUGCUCUACCUGGCUGCACUCAGUCAGCUCACAGGUGGACAACAACAACAAAUUUCCACCUGCACUGUGACUGGCCCAGCUGUCAUUGAUUUCAGCAGCAAUGUUGGUGCUGUCGGAGAUCACUGCGCAUUCACUCUGGUGUCAGGUGCGGGCCUCCAGGUGAUUGGUGCCUUCAAGGAACGCCGCCGUCAAGACGUUAGUUUCUUGGACCAUGUGAUCCUGCAAGUGGACGGGGCGAGUGAUAACGUUCAGCUGAAUCAGGGUGGUAAAGUGCAAGCGGGCGACACAACGCUGAGCCUGAGCAGCACACCUCAGACUGAGAACAGCGUGGAGCUCUCAAAGGAUGAAAACACAGUCACUGCCAAAGUGACGCUCUCCACCCACACCAUCACUGUCAUCUUCGACGGCACCACCGCACACAUCCACAUGAUAGGAUCGCCCACCCAGACCCAGACGGGUUUAUGUGUGGACUCCAGCAGCUCUCAGGAUGAACUGAAGGACGAUGACUUAAGCUCCGACAGCUGUGGGAAGCAGUCCACUGAAUCUAACAAAAACGGGAUCGAGUGCUCCAAGAUGACUCAACACUGUGAGCUCCUAAAGGCGGCGCCGUUCACCUCCUGUUCCAUCGGCCCUGAUCCCUACUUCACCGCCUGCAAGGAUACGCUAUGUAAUUACCCGGCGGUGGACGGUCUUGGUUGUCAGUUCCUGGAGGCGUACGUCGGAGUCUGCAGACUGCAGAAUGAUGCCACACUGGACGACUGGAGGUCACAGACCGGCUGCUCACUCUCUCAGAGCUCCUGUCAGAACACCUGUGGCGGUCAUGAAUUCUGUGGUGAAGACAUCAGUGGUAACCCCGCCUGCCUCUGUCGGGGUCACUUUGCCUCCAAAUACAGACAGGCAGAUUCUCUGGGUGACGCGACGGUGUGUGGGGACAACAUGGCUUCAGUUUCUCUAGCUGCUUGUCUCCUGGCAGAAAAAGGCAUCCACCACUCUGACUUACAUCUCAACGAGCAAAGCUGUGGAGGGGUGUUUGAUGAAGACAGUGGUAUGGUGACCUUCACCUUCAAGUCCAGCAAGUCCUGUGGAAGUUUGAUCACGGCCAAAGAAAACAAAAUCUUCUACGAAAACACCAUCACGACCGACAGCUCCACUGGUCCGAUCUCUCGCCAAAACCCAGUAGAAGUCAGUUUCUCCUGCUUCUACAACCAGCCGGAGGACCAGAGCAUGGCCUUCACAAUAAAAGGAAGCGAUGGUUUAAAGCAGAUUGUAGCUGGAUCUUGGAGUUACGGUGUGAAAAUGGGCAUGUUCUCCGACCUCGCCUGCACUCAACCCGUCGACUUUUCAAAUGGGUUAACGACGGACAUGAUCAUCUACAUGAGCCUGGACAGUGAUGGGCUGGAUCCCUCCAUCAUCACCCUGGUGAUCAAGGACUGCUGGGCAACUGACACGGCGGAUGGCAACGGUCAGAGAUACAACCUCAUCGAAAAUGGCUGUGGGAACCCGGACGACAACACAGUGAGUGUGGUGCCGAACUCAAAGGGAGGGACCGUCAUAGCAUUCCAGAUGUUCCAGUUUAAGGGGAACAACGACGGCAUAAACUUGAACUUCAACAUGAAGCUGUGUCUGAAGAGCAACAAAAGCUGCAUGCCGAGUUGCCUGAGCAAACGCCGCAGACGGAGAGCUGGACGGCGUCUGUUUGAAGACAAGAAACCAGCCCAAGUCUCCAUGUCCUGGACUUAGGUUGUUUCCAUCUUGGAGUGACUGACCCGCCGUCGACCUUCAGAAUGAUUCGCCCCAUAUCUACAGUCUCUUCAUGUGAGCUCCAUUAUCACUGGUGUGAAGUUGUGAUAAAACAACCACGAUUGAUUCAGUCCAGUUUAUGACAUCUGAAGCUGUGUCUCCUGAGGUGGGAGGAAACAUUCAGGUCCUGUCUGUACGCAUCCAGAUAUUUUUAGAAAAGGAUAUUUUUCCCCUCCAUUUAAAAAAAAAAACAAACUCCGUCCACACAACCUGGUUUUACAGAAUAUCUCCAUCUACACUAGAACACUGAAACGACUCCAAACACUCACAUGUGCAGUGUUCACACAGACAGUGUUGCUGCUGCUGCUGUAACUUCUGUAUUUCCACAACUGGAUGCCAGUACUCCAGAAAUGUACGGAGCUGUGCAGCCGCUGAAUUAUCAACAACAUGGUCCUGAUAAUAUUUCACAAUAAAAGCCUCGUGUUAAAUAAUGAAGCGAUUCUGUCCACAGAAAAGUCAUCGUGGACUUUUAUUUUGAAACUGAAACAGGAAGUGUUGAGUAAAAAAAAAAAAAAAUCAUGUUUGUGAAAGAUAUGAUAAUAUGAUCAUCAAAAUACUAUUUUCACUUCCUAUAUUUUGCAGAAAAUGCAAAACAGGUGAGACUGCUUAUCCCUCCAUGUUCCGCAGCUGAGCCGACCUGUGGUCCGGCCGAUAGCUGUCUGUCUGUGAAGUGAACAGACUAACGUUAACACCUCCUGGAGAUCUCAUCACCGCUGAUUCCCAUUCAGUUUAAAACAUACAAGUCAUGCUCUGGACAUGUGAGAGUUUUCCUCCAACAACAAUCCCACUCUGGAAAAUGUCCCACCAUCUGCUAGUUCCACCGGUCCUGAUCCAGAACCGUCGUAUCCAGUAGACUUUAAACUGCUGACACUGAGGUGGAGCAGAAACACUGAACACAGCAGACGCCUCUGGUCAUCUGUGAAGUGGUGAGUUUAAAGGGGAACUAAUGUUGUUUUCAACCUGGGCCCUAUGUUCAGAUCUACUUCUACUUAUGUCCUAUCACUCAUUUAGACAAAAGGAGAUCAGAAAAUAGGGCCCAGGUUGAAAAAAACAUUAGUUCCCCUUUAAGUGUGAAGUCGUCAUCAGGCCGAGCAGUGCGAACAAAACAUCAGCAAACCAGCAGUCCUCUAUUGUUGUUGUUGUUGUUUCCAGCACAAAGCAUCAAUAGGCAUGUGUGAUUUGAGAAGAUGACAUCAUAGUUUUCCAAACACUCCGUUUGUUCGUCCUCACAGAUAAACAGAGUUUUGAUAAAUCUCUGUUUCAGUGACCUGAAAAUUGCGUGUGGACGAGAGGCCCGAACAUGGAGGCAAAUAUCUGGAAACGUACAGACGGGGCCUCGGUCUGAUAUCAGCAUCACAGAUACUGAGCUCCUGAAGGAACUGAAUCUAUAAUCAAUACUAUCAAUCAACUAAACAUGGUGAAGGUUUGAUUUCAUAUGUAUCUGCACUAACAACUCUUCCUGUGACCUGUGGGUUUAUGUCAGAGCUGAUUUAUUCAGUCUGGAGGACGAACUCAAGUUAAAACAUGUUAACAGAUGAAGCAGCAACACGUCAGCUGAUCCUCGGCAGCGACUGUCUGACCUCAUCAAGUGUCAUCACUGUCAAUGCAGCCUGAACUUGUUUCAGCUCUGACGUCACAUUUGGUUGAAUUUAGGUUGUGAAGUCAAAGUCAGGUCAACAUCUAAUGUAGUGAUGCUCAACUAGCUGCCCGUGGACCAAAUCUAGGGUCCCAUUUAUAAACACUGCGUACGCACAAACGAGGCCUGAAAGAAGUGCACGCCACUUCCCACACAAACGCUGUGAUCUGUAAAAACAGACUUGAUGGGAGAAACUUUGACCCGUGCUGACAAACAUAAGGGAGACAAGAAACUGGCAACACAGAUGGUGAGGUGGAGCCUGAUUGACUGUACGUACAUUAUAAGUACGGAUCCAAUGCAUUGUUUUAUAAUGAAGCAGGGUGCUGCGUGGCACAAUGAAAAUAAGUUAAUUCAUGAUGGGAGUUUUUUUUUCCUUUUUUAAUGUAAAUGAGGAGCCAGGGGAGGAUCCGUCUGACCCCCGACACAGGUCCUGGUGGAGCCCCGAAUGUCCUCAAACCUAAGAAACACCCCUGUGGACACCUCUGACCUGUGCAAGGUGUUUGUGACCGUCCGCUGGCCUCCUAUCAUUUUACAAAUGUUGAGUAUCCCGGGUCAAACGCCAACAUCGAUGUUUUGUUGGUCUGAAGUUGUGUUAAGUUACCAGACUCCAACGUCGUCCAAACGUCUCCUGCCAGCGUCAUCUUCACAUCGGAGUACGUCAUUUAAUAAUGAGGUAAAGACAAAAAAACAACAACAUGUCAACAAAAACAUCAUAAUAAUCUUAACCCCAUUUUCAUUCCAACCAAAUUUAACAGCUGUCCGACAGAAGAGUCCGGCGUCUUUCUGACGUCAUGUUGUGCCAGCUGGGUUCUUAUGUUUCAGCCUCUGUCAGCUCCACAGUUUUGUUCUUUUACUGUUGUUUCAUUUUCAUUUCCUGCGUUUGUGUUGUUGUUAUUGUUGUUGUUGUUGAUCAGCAGCCGGCAGCUCUUUAUAAGAGACGUCACCGCAGAGAAACAUCAUCCAUCAGCUGUGACUGAAGAGUCUGUCUCACUGACACUCAGAGACACUGUUGUUGUCUUCAUGUUGUCUCAUUGUUUGUUUAAGCAUCAACAAAAAAAAAUAAAAAUAAAAACAGGAAUGUGGGUAAAAGACAAA
Messenger RNA from Epinephelus lanceolatus (giant grouper), 4649 nucleotides. Its product is annotated as alpha-tectorin-like. The record is from RefSeq and is a predicted model, not a curated record. Lineage: Eukaryota; Metazoa; Chordata; Actinopteri; Perciformes; Serranidae.